Molecule: messenger RNA, 1089 nt
Organism: Scleropages formosus (Asian bonytongue)
Lineage: Eukaryota; Metazoa; Chordata; Actinopteri; Osteoglossiformes; Osteoglossidae
Product: corticoliberin-like
Exons: 2
Coding region: 128-646 (172 amino acids)
Cellular component (GO): extracellular region
Molecular function (GO): hormone activity
Source: RefSeq, a predicted model, not a curated record
CCGGUUUCUUGAUAGACCGCGAGCGAACCUGGAAGAAGGAAGCAUCUGACCACACACACGCGCCGCCUUCCAGGGAAACCCUCACGCCCCGGUGCAGCUCAGAUCUCCGGCUGACCUCCUGGCUGACAUGAAGCUCAAUUUGCUCGCGUCCACCGCGGUCCUGCUCGUCGCCUUGCUGCCACGUUAUGAAUGUAGAGCGAUCGAGAGCGCCGGCGCGCAGCUCGCUCCCGGUGCCGGAGCCCAGGCGCUCGCUCAGCAGCAGUCCCUCCCACUUCUGGUGCGCCUAGGAGAGGAGUACUUCGUGCGGCUCGGCAGCGCGAACCAGAACCAGCCCGUGGUCACCGGUGACAUGCCGCCCAACGCCUCCUCCUCCUCCUCGUCGUCGACCAUGAGAAAGGCUCUCCUGCUGGAGCUCACGCAGCGCCUCCUGCACGGCAAACUUGACAACGUGGCGGGUCGCUUUGUGAGCAGCUACGGCAGCCCGCUCGACGACUCCGUGGAGAGGGGCAAGCGCUCCGAGGAGCCCCCCAUUUCCCUGGACCUGACUUUCCACCUGCUCAGAGAGGUGCUGGAGAUGGCCCGCGCCGAGCAGCUGGCCCAGCAAGCCCACAGCAACAGGAAAAUGAUGGAGAUCGUCGGCAAGUGAAGCGCGAGCCCCAGCGCGUCUGCCAAAGAAGUUUCUACAUCUAGCACAGAACACGAUAUUCUGUACCAUAGUGCUGCUUUUACAUUAUUUAUUUAUUUAUUUAUCUAUCGACCUAUCUAUUUAUUGAUUUUUCUACCGUCUUUAUUUUAUAGCUUUAACUUAAAAGGGAGAUGCGCGGACGAGUCGCAUUUCGCUCGGUGGUGGUCAGACUGUGUUGUGUACAUGAUGCAACAACUUCGUCAUAUCAGUUUGUAUAUCUGUUGUAAAAGUGCUAAAACCGUAGCAUUUACACGAAACCAUUUCACUUUUAGUCUAUAAAGAAACUGCUAAAUUAUAUUUGAGUGAACUGUAGAAAUCCCACGAUGACUUUUUUUUUUUUUUGAAAAAUCGGUUUCACUGUACUUUAUGAUCUUGUUUUAAGUUUGAUAAUAAACAUGAUAUGA